UUUUAAAUUUCAGGAAAAUCCGAUAUUAUCGAGUCUCUUGAUAUCAGUAAGAUUCCAUUUUAAUGCGAUUUCUAUUUCCUCUUUUCUCUAUAAAAUCGCAAGCACCCUUCCACUUCCGAUUACCUUUUCUCCCUCUUCCUCUCUCUAAGUAUUCUGUUACUUAUUGUCUCUCUCUGAAAGUUCAAAGAAUUCGUUGUUUCUCUCUCUAAAGCAACAGCCAUGGAUUUGGAUCUCUCUCCCAAACUUGCUCAGAAAAGCUUCAGCACUGAGGGAGGGUCUUACUAUGCCUGGUCUGCCUCUGAGCUCUGCAUGCUUAAAGAGGCCAAAGUUGGAGCUGCAAAGCUUGUUUUGGAAAAGAAUGGGUUCGCUUUACCAAGUUACAGUGAUUCAGCUAAGGUCGCUUAUGUUAUUCAAGGAAAGGGCAGAGUUGGCUUCGUUCUCCCUGAAGCCACCAGCGAGAAGGUCACGAAUAUCAAAAAGGGUGACGCCAUUGCUGUUCCAUUCGGUGCGGUGACAUGGUGGUUCAAUGACUCAGAACCGGAACUCGCCAUCCUCUUCUUGGGUGACACUUCCAAAGCACACAAACUUGGUGAGUUUACCGAUUUCCCAAUCACGGGUGUUGGCAGCACUUUCAAUGGCUUUUCCACCGAGUUUGUUAGCAGGGCUUGGGAUCUCAAAGAAGAGGAUGUUAAGAAGCUUCUAUCGAGUCAGACCGAGAGGAAAAUAAUCCGAGUCAAUGAUGGCGUCUUGUUGCCCGAGGCAACAUCUGACUCGUCUGGCCUGGCGUUCAACUGCGAGGAGGCAACACUCGAUGUGGACAUCAAAGGAGGAGGCAAGGUGGUGGUCUUGACGGGGGCUCAACUGCCUUUGCUGAACGAGGUUGGACUUGGUGCAGACCUAGUUAGGAUUGAGGGGGUCGCCAUGUGCUCCCCUGGUUUCUCCUCUGAUUCGGCUUUUCAGGUGACUUAUAUACUCAGGGGUUCAGGAAGGGUUCAGGUGGUUGGAGUUGAUGGGAAGAGGGUUUUGGAGAUAAGGGUGAAGGCCGGGUUCCUCUUCAUAGUGCCCAGGUUCUUUGUUGUCUCUAAAAUUGCUGAUGGUGAUGGCAUGGACUGGUUUUCCAUCAUCACCACUCCUCAGCCUGUGUUCAGCCAUUUGGCAGGGAAGACCUCAGUGUGGAAGGCAUUAUCGCCGCAGGUGUUGCAGACGGCCUUCAAUGUGUCUCCAGACAUGGAGAAGCUUUUCAGGUCCAAGCGGACCAAGGAUGCCAUUUUCUUCCCGCCCUCCAACUGAGCAAGCUCUUUUCUCUUUUCUUGUCAUUUGAUUUCAUUCGCUGCUGUUUUCUCUUAUGCUGCCAUAUUUCUUUGCCUUCUCUGAAGAUUCAGACAAGUUGUGGUUGUGACGAUUGCAUAUUUUCUUCAAUAAAGUAAUUAGUCUUGAUCUCAUUUCA
Amborella trichopoda is the source of this 1447-nucleotide messenger RNA. Its product is annotated as 11S globulin seed storage protein 2. The record is from RefSeq and is a predicted model, not a curated record. Gene Ontology annotation, molecular function: nutrient reservoir activity. NCBI's taxonomy places the organism in Eukaryota, Viridiplantae, Streptophyta, Magnoliopsida, Amborellales, Amborellaceae.